CUCCUCUGGUCUGCACACUGUGACCCAGAAACAUUGGUCUAAUGGUUAAAAAGGAAUAAGUGACUGGAGGUAAUUCAUCAGUAGAUCGCAGGCUACCCGGGGGUGUGCCUACACUUACUGGGGUCUAUAUAUUGAGAUGUUUUGGCCGGUGGCUUUAAGUAAAUGAGAGAGAAGCUGCCCAGGGAAAACUCACCACAGCGCUCCCCCCACACUUUGACAACACCACAUGCUCCAGGACGCCACCAUGGAUUCCUGCUUGCGCGCACUUUGCAUGACUUUUGUCCUUGCCUCGUUCACCAGGAGGUCAGGUGCGGUCGAAACUGUCAUCAGAUGCGAGCCAUGUGACGCUGCGGCGCGCCUUUUGUGCAAACCUUUGCCCAAGGACUGCGCCGAGAGAGUCCGAGAACCGGGCUGCGGCUGCUGCAUGACGUGCGCCCUCAGCUUCGGUCAGCCGUGCGGCGUGUACACCGGCAGAUGCGGCUCGGGACUGAGCUGUCAGCACCAGCCCGGUGAGACCAAACCUCUGCAGGCUCUGCUGGACGGACGGGGCAUCUGUGCCAACGCUACAAACAAGAGAAUAGCCGUCAGACCGACGCCUCCCGUCAAUGAACUGCCAGCCGAGAUCCAGGAAACUCAGGAGGACGAUCGUAAUUCCACUGAUUCAGGCCUUCAGAGAUUUUACAGCACCCACAGAGCUGCGGCACCCCUCAGACCCCUGCUUCCUCCUUACAUGACGUCUGCCAAGUCUGAAGCUGUGAGACAGGAGCAGCAGAAGCGAGCCCAGAGAUUCAAAAUGGAGGCACUGCCUGGACCACUUAUCACAGACCAACAAAACUUCUCUCUAGAGGAGCCUGAGUAUGGUCCCUGUCGGAGGGAGAUCGAAAGCAUUUUCAGCAGCCUGAAGAUCACAGACAUCCUCAGUCCCAGAGGUUUCCGCAUUCCAAACUGUGACAAGAAGGGCUUCUAUAAGAAAAAGCAGUGCCGUCCGUCCAAAGGCCAAAAGCGUGGCUUCUGCUGGUGUGUGGACAAAUAUGGACAGCCUCUGCCAGGUUUUGAUGGGAAGGAGCGCGGAGACACCCAGCACUAUAACUCCGGGAGCCAAUAGGAGCGGAAGAGGACGGCGGGAGGGAAGGUGGGAGUGAGAGCAGGAGGAAUAGUAAACAAACGGACACAUUGAGGAUGUUGGGAGAUGGGUCGAGAGAUGGCUGCACCACAUGUGGAUGUUUGCUAUUUCUAUCUGUUGCCAGUGGGACCUUUUUUCUGAGGCAGCACAAGGGAACACAGGAAGAAAGCCGGGAGUUAAACGUGCUGUAGAAAGUGUGUCUUCCGCUGGGACACGUGGACACUUGAUAAGCUCUUUGACUCUGUCCAGAACUUGGGCGUCUGAGAGGACAACAAUGUCUCUCUGAGGCCCUGGCUAUAAGACAAAAAAAAA
Molecule: messenger RNA, 1435 nt
Organism: Cynoglossus semilaevis (tongue sole)
Lineage: Eukaryota; Metazoa; Chordata; Actinopteri; Pleuronectiformes; Cynoglossidae
Product: insulin-like growth factor-binding protein 3
Exons: 4
Coding region: 227-1105 (292 amino acids)
Biological process (GO): regulation of insulin-like growth factor receptor signaling pathway
Cellular component (GO): extracellular region
Molecular function (GO): fibronectin binding; insulin-like growth factor I binding; insulin-like growth factor II binding
Source: RefSeq, a predicted model, not a curated record